Molecule: messenger RNA, 1121 nt
Organism: Labeo rohita (rohu)
Lineage: Eukaryota; Metazoa; Chordata; Actinopteri; Cypriniformes; Cyprinidae
Product: leukotriene B4 receptor 1-like
Exons: 1
Coding region: 19-1014 (331 amino acids)
Biological process (GO): G protein-coupled receptor signaling pathway; immune response
Cellular component (GO): membrane
Molecular function (GO): G protein-coupled receptor activity
Source: RefSeq, a predicted model, not a curated record
UCCAGACACCAAUAUUUGAUGAUGGAGCUAAGAUCAUACUUCAAUUCAACAUCCAACAGCACUGCUGUGAGUUCACAGAAGAUCGCUCCUGUUGUAGUUCUGGGUUUGUGCUGUUUGGUUGGUUUGCCAUGCAACAUCGUGGUGAUCAUCAGCAUUGCUCGUAAGUGGAACAGAAAUCUGAGCUUCACCUUAAAGCUAAUGCUUAACCUUGCGGUGUCUGAUGCUUUGACCCUGUGCUUGGUUCCUUUUGUACUGUAUGGAAUACUGUUUGCACAGAAACUCACACUUUGGUCUUGUAAGUUCUUCAAUUUUUUGGUUUACUGGAGUCUGUCUGUUGGUGUCCUGACGGUCACAUCCAUGAGCGUGCACCGUUAUCACAAUGUCAUCAAGUCAAGAGUCACUAACAGGAUGAUACUGCAGAGACUGAAAAGACGGCACAGGUGCCUUCAGCUGAUUGCCAUCUGGAUUCUAGCAUUUGCUUUUGCUCAACCAGUAAUUUUUACUCAAGGACUCAAAGUCGAGAAUGGAUGGCUAAGAUGUCAGAGGACAGUGGACUCACAAACUGUAAAAGUGACUGUUUUGCUUUUUGAGAUCCUGUUGGGGUUCAUCAUCCCAUUUUUGACAAUGUUGACAUGUUAUCUCUGGUUGCACAAAGGGUUGAGUCAAAAAGCCAAGAACUCAGGUGUAACUACAGCUCCACAGGAACAGAAACCCAGAAACCAGGGGACAAACGUUAGGACUUACAAGAAGAGGCUUGUGAUCAGAAUCGUUCUGGCUUUUUUUGUGUUUUGGACUCCUAUGCACAUUACCAAUGUGAUUGAUGUAGUCACAACUCUGACUAAAACAUCUCAUCCAGAUGUUUAUUCUCAACUGAAGUCCUUCCGUCGAGUAUUCGGUGAUAUAAGCAAGACUGUGGCUUUGCUAAACUGCUGUCUGAAUCCUUUUCUCUAUGCCAUUUCUUCAGGAAAUCUUAUGAAAUGUUUCAGAAAGAGAUCAUUCACAAUUAAUGACUAAAUGAUUUAUUUUCAGGUAAAUAUAUGCUUGAAAGACUUCAUGCACUAUUAUGAAAAAUGAUUCUAAACAGUAGAUUAGGAUUCUUUGGCUUGUAACAAUAGCAGAAU